Molecule: messenger RNA, 1719 nt
Organism: Fonsecaea pedrosoi CBS 271.37
Lineage: Eukaryota; Fungi; Ascomycota; Eurotiomycetes; Chaetothyriales; Herpotrichiellaceae
Exons: 7
Coding region: 1-1719 (572 amino acids)
Biological process (GO): DNA-templated transcription
Molecular function (GO): DNA binding; zinc ion binding
Source: RefSeq, a predicted model, not a curated record
AUGGACACCCGCUUAGAAGAAGCAUUGGCAAGCGCCGAUGGGAUAGGAACAUUGCACCAGGACGUCGACGAAUCAACCAUUGAGCCUUUCAGCUCAGAGGCUUUGCAGCCUCCACGGCUACCGCCGGCGUCGGAGCGUGAAAACUGCGCCCUCACCCCUCACAGUGGCAAUUGGGAACAUCAUGGGCCCGGAUCCUGGCUCUCCAUCUGCUCAAAACCAGGGCUUGCUUGGGUAUCUCAAGCGGUUGGUUCCAGCGACUUUGGCGAGAGUGCAAGAGACCUGGUCUCCACGUGGACACGGCGUCUGACUAUGGACAUGAGUGCCUUGGCUCCUCAUCCAAACUCGGAGCCGGAGCCGGAAAUGGCAUGGGCAUUUGUCAAUGCAUAUUUUGACGAAUCCUUUGAAUCUAUCUACGGUGUUGUGCACAGACCCGAGUUCGAGGCCACACUCAGUGCUUGGCUUCGUGGCGAGUCGAAACGCAACGUGGACGUAGUCUGGCACGCACUGCGCAAGACCAUCUACGCAGCCGGGUGCACCAUAUACCUGCCCAAACACUCUACCUUGAGUUACAAAGAGAUUCAAUCACAGGCCUGGGGUUAUUUCCAGCAGGCUCUAUCAUCCCUCGUCCAGAUUCUUUUCACGCCGAAUGGAAUUCUCUCCAUACGCUGCAUAUUGGCCAUGACAUUCUUUGCUGGUGGGCUGGGCUCACCAUCACUUGAAUAUCAGCUUUGCUCAAUGGCGGUGCGACUGGCACAUGCCAAAGGGAUACAUCGACAGUCUGGGUCGGGAUGGAGUUUGUCUGCAGACGAAGCCAAGCAAUGCAAUUGGCUCUUCUGGGCAGUUUAUUGCUGCGAGAAGCAUAUAGCCCUGCGCUCUGGACGGCCUUCGUUGAUCGAUGACGACGAGAUUAGCUGUCAGGUCCCGAAGGACGCAUGCCCCGGAAGCACAAUCGAUGUUCCCGCGCUUGUCGCUGUGAUCCAGCAAGCUCGUAUUCUGUCUCAAGUGGCGAAGAGGUUGUUCUCUUUCCAAGCCCUCCAGCGGUCCUCCCCGGUUCUGCUAGAGGCGGUGCGUGAUCUGGACGCCCAACUACGGGGCUGGAGAAACUCUCUCCCUGACGAUUUGAAACCACCAGACACCCUUGGUUCAUUCUCGAUCGUCGAUAGGAGGCGCCUGUGCCGGCUGGUCCUGAUCUACUAUGGAUACUACGGUGGUCUGACUUCGAUUCAUGCCGCAUUUGCUUACCCCUGGAUCAGCUCGACUCUCUUUGGCCAUGGCCGGAUGGGUGAGGGCAUCCGCGAGCAAAUCAUGGCAAGCUCCGAAAUCGUCCACGGGGCAGCGAGGAACAUGCUGGUCAUAGCCAAAGGGGUUGAGAUCAAGCCAGACGCUUCGCAAUGGGCUGCGUUCUACUUUCCGAUGCUAGGCCUGAUCAAUGUCUUCAUCUACGUGCUCAAGCACCCGCAUGGAGCUUCCACUUCUUCCGACCUUGCGUUGCUAGACAUCAUGGUCGGGUACUUUGCGAACAUGCAAUUCGUCACCGAGGGCGAUAUGAGCUAUCCAUUUGCCCGUGAUGUAGCCAACCUUGCAAGGCGGACCGCCCAAAAAGCAGCAGAGGCGGAGAAGAGAGACAUUCGCUCAGGGCCGGAUUCUGACGACAAUGUGGCGCUCGGCCGUCAAGAAUUCCAAUUCCCCGACAUGGUAAGUGGCCCCAUCUGGCCGUGA